Molecule: messenger RNA, 3424 nt
Organism: Pelodiscus sinensis (Chinese soft-shelled turtle)
Lineage: Eukaryota; Metazoa; Chordata; Testudines; Trionychidae
Source: RefSeq, a predicted model, not a curated record
CAGUCCUGAUGCAUCAUGGCCAUUCAUUGUUACUCUCCCAUCAAAGUGAAUUCAGCGGCUGCUCCCUCUGGAUGGAACUGGGAGAUGAAACCCUGUUCAGCUGCAGCACCAGUGAAACCGAGGCAACGGUUGCAUGAACUUCCCAACGCAGCCAGGCUGAUGCUCUCAACCCUUUUUGGAAAGUUCAGCCCUGAGUUGAGCAACUUGCACCUGAAGGAGGAGAAAACAAAACCAAACACGAAUGGUGCUAUUGUCAAGACAGAUGACAAUGCAGAGAAGACGGAAGAUGAGGAAAAAGAGGAUAGAGCUGCCCAGUCCUUAUUGAACAAGCUGAUUCGCAGCAACUUGGUGGACACAACAAACCAAGUAGAGGUGCUACAGAGGGAUCCUACAUCACCUCUCUACUCUGUGAAGUCUUUUGAGGAGCUGCGACUGAAACCCCAGCUCCUGCAGGGUGUCUAUGCCAUGGGCUUCAACCGACCAUCGAAAAUACAGGAGAAUGCUCUGCCCCCAUGCUUUCUGCUUCUCCUGGGAAGUGCAGAGGACAGGAGAGCUCAUUCCAGCCCACAGAACCUGAUUGCACAGUCCCAGUCUGGUACUGGUAAAACAGCUGCCUUCGUCUUGGCCAUGCUCAGUCGAGUCGAACCUGGGAACAAGUAUCCACAGUGCCUGUGCCUUUCCCCAACAUAUGAACUGGCACUUCAAACAGGAAAAGUAAUUGAACAGAUGGGAAAGUUUCAUCCAGAGCUUAGACUUGCGUAUGCUGUCCGGGGCAACAAAUUGGAGAGAGGUCAGAAGAUCUCUGAGCAGAUUGUCAUUGGCACCCCUGGCACUGUCCUGGACUGGUGCUCCAAACUGAAAUUCAUAGACCCCAAGAAGAUUAAAGUUUUUGUCUUGGAUGAGGCUGACGUGAUGAUAGCAACCCAGGGCCAUCAAGAUCAGAGCAUCCGCAUUCAGAGAAUGCUCCCCAGGGACUGCCAGAUGCUCCUGUUUUCUGCCACCUUCGAAGAUUCUGUAUGGAAAUUUGCCCAGAAAGUUGUUCCCGACCCCAAUAUCAUCAAACUGAAGCGAGAGGAGGAGACGCUGGAUACCAUUAAGCAAUACUAUGUCUUGUGCAAUAAUCGAGAUGAGAAGUUCCAUGCUCUCUGUAAUAUCUAUGGAGCCAUCACCAUCGCCCAGGCCAUGAUCUUCUGUCAUACUCGUAAAACAGCAGGCUGGUUGGCAGGAGAGCUGUCAAAAGAAGGUCACCAGGUAGCAUUGCUAAGUGGUGAGAUGAUGGUGGAACAAAGGGCUGCGGUGAUCGAGCGUUUCAGAGAGGGCAAAGAGAAAGUGCUGGUGACCACAAAUGUCUGUGCCAGAGGCAUUGAUGUAGAGCAGGUCUCUGUUGUUAUCAACUUUGACCUUCCUGUGGAUAAAGAUGGCAACCCAGAUAAUGAGACUUAUCUGCAUCGGAUUGGGCGUACAGGUCGUUUUGGCAAGCGAGGACUGGCUGUUAACAUGGUAGACAGCAAGCACAGCAUGAAUAUUCUCAACAGAAUUCAGGAGCAUUUCAACAAGAAGAUAGAGAAACUGGAUACUGAUGACUUGGAUGAAAUUGAAAAAAUAGCCAACUGAUAUGAAGCUGCUGAAACUGGUGUACACCCUCCUGGGGUAGCUCUCCCACUACAAUUGGCUCAGCGCUCAGAUUGGCACACCUUUUGGCCAGUCGUGAAAAGGACUCUUAAGAUAAGAAAACACAGAAAUUACCUCACUUUAAAAAUUGCAGUUGGACUUAAAAUUGUACCGCUCUGGGGAAGAAGAGGAAAUGUUUACAGAAGAUUUUAACAUUUCUUAGUUUAGCCUUAAAAUGGGAAAAUGUUUUAAAUUCUAAGAAAUAGACUUGCCAAAAAGUGGCCAAUACGUAAAUAUCUAAAAGGAAUAAACAAAUGCUUUAUCAUUGUUAACUGGGAUACUGUUUUUAACAUAUGUUAUCAGUAAAACAAAACUCAGCCAAAUAUAUGGACAUUGACUUUAAAAAGCAAGGCAGACGGUUUUGACUAAAAGCUAAAUUUACCUACAAUAGGAUUUCUUUUUUUUUUUUUUCCUGGCUUCCUGGUGGAUUUACCCUGUUUUUGUAGAUUGUCCAGAAGAUCUCCUCACUAGUUCAUAUUCUCAGUGAUGCUGUGUUGCUUUUAAUGGGAGUAUUUUGUUUUUAGUUUUGUUUUUUAGAAUGAGCACUCUUCCGAAAGCAGUGCGGUGGUUGACAGUGUUACUUAACUACUAUAGAAGUCCAUAUGCGGCAGUUAACCUUGCCAAACCAAAUCUUGGUUCAUAAAAGUGGGAGGGAUCAGCAGCGUAAAGAGGACUGUACUAAUUAAUAUCCCAAAUAAAUUCACCCCUACAAAUGGGGGAUUAGUGUCUCUACAAAUAUUAGUGUGUCUUGGCAGGGGAGUGGGAAUUCUAGUUACCUUUAUGCAGGUGGUGCCAGUUUUAAAAUGCUGCUGUUGUCUGGGCAGCUCCAUAUGAAGUCUCAUAUGAAGCUGUUGGCCUCUACCAAUCAAUAAUGGAAACAGGAAUAUUUAUCUGAUUAAAAAAUCAAAAUAGCUUGUAUUGACCAAAAAUACCCAUAAAGAGAACACCAAAUUUGCCUGUUACAGCAUGUUUCAGUACCACAGUCUUGAGUUAAAUUGCUCAGCCAAAAUACUGAUGGGAAGCACUCUACUUUCAUUGUGCUUGUAUCGCAAAGCAGACAGGUCAUCAGGCCCUACAAACCUUGCCCCCCAAUGUGACCCUUGCCAGUGAAGGUUUUUAUUUAGAACUUCUAUGUUUGGGUUUUUAGUUGAAUUGGGACCACUUACCAUGCACAAGUGGAAGUUGGUGGGGUUUUGUUCCUCCCUAAUUCCAGAAGUAUGCUCCUAAACAUUAACUUUGUGGUGCACAGUUCUUUUGGGAAAAGUGGACAUGCGUGAGCAGUCAUCAGAUUGCUACUCAGUGAAGGAAUCACUUCAAAAUAAAUGUAUAAAUUGUAAAUUUAACUAUGAAUUUUCUUUGCAAUUUUGGCCAUCAUAUUCUGUUCAAAGACAGGAACGUUGAUCCUUUUACCAAGUAAAAAAAAAGGCUCAUUUAAAAUGUACCUAAAAUUUUAGGAAAUUGUGCACCCUUUUAUCAAUUUGUAUAAAGUCUUUAGUGGAAAAACUGUUAAAAUUAAACUUUUUGUAUUCUGGGGUGUAUCUAUUUUUAUUCUGUUUAAAACCUAUUUAAAAUGGCAGGUGAGUGAGUGCUUGCGUGUAGAAUGGAAGACUUGUUUCAAACACCUUUAAUAGUACAACUGAAUGACCUUGUGACAGCAGUGCAUUGGGUUGAACUGUCAUGAACGCCGCUGCUGGUCCUGUGUGCUGUUUCUAAUGUACUUUUAAUUGGAAUAAAGACUACAUACUGAACUGUG